This is a messenger RNA of Triplophysa rosa, 2363 nucleotides long. Its product is annotated as E3 SUMO-protein ligase ZBED1-like. The record is from RefSeq and is a predicted model, not a curated record. The transcript is spliced from 2 exons. Bases 447 to 1463 code for a protein of 338 amino acids. Gene Ontology annotation, molecular function: protein dimerization activity. NCBI's taxonomy places the organism in Eukaryota, Metazoa, Chordata, Actinopteri, Cypriniformes, Nemacheilidae.
AAGUCAAUGCUUCAAAAAUUUGACAAGCAGUACGAGUUGCCAGUUAAAACCUACUUUUCAGAAACUGCUGUGCCAAAAAUGUAUAGCAUGGUAAAGCAGUUGAUAAAAAGCGAACUUAUGAAUGUCGACUUCUACUCUGCCACAACAGACAUGUGGUCAAGUGUCAAUAUGACACCAUAUAUGAGUCUAACUGUUCAUUAUCUGAGCACUGACUGGAUUCUAAAAUCACAUUGCCUCGAAACCGUGUUUAUGCCCGAGAACCACACGUCGGAGAACAUUUCGGAAGCUCUACGGCACACGCAUUUGAAGAGUGGUCCUUGGAUGAAAAAAAGCUGACCUGUAUCACCACAGACAACGGGGCAAACAUCGUAGCAGCAGUGAAAAAACUGAACUGGUCGUGGCUGAACUGCUUUGGUCACAAUUUACAUUUGGCUGUCACAAACGCAAUGGCCAGCGUUAGGGAUCGCACAGCCCGAGCAAUGGGCCUAUGUCACACCUUGGUGAAUACAUUCUCUCAUAGCUGGUUAAAGAGAAGAGAUCUGGCGUUAGCACAAGCAGAACUUCAAAUCCCUCAGCAUAGCCUCAUACUGGAUUGCGCUACGAGAUGGGGCUCCAAACAGAAAAUGGUGGAAAGAAUUUUGGAGCAAGUCCCUGCUAUCAGAAGAGUUUUGGAUGACCGGCGACACCACCAUCUAAAUCCAAGCUGGCAAGAUAUUGCUGUGCUCGAAUCCGUGAAUGCAGCACUGAAACCCGCCGCUGAGUUUACGGAUCUGCUGUCUGGCGAGAGCUAUGUGACCGUGUCAUCAGUCAAACCCGUGCUGAAACUUCUUACAGAGGACAUCAUUAAACUAUCAAACGAGGAUACCACACUGACAUCGGAUAUUAAGCAAAAAAUGUGCAGUGUUCUCCUGGAGAAAUACGAACUAGCUGCCUUGCAAAAACUUUUGGCAAAGGCCUGUUUUUUAGACCCUAGAUAUAGGGGGGAUCAUAUUUUUGACACUGGUGCAAAAUCCGCAAUCAUCGAAGAGAUGCUGGGAAUGUCGGAGGAAGGAAGAGGCGGUGCCAGUGAAUCAGUGGCUACAGACGAAGGGCAAGCUGAGGUGCCACCUGCAGCAAAGAAAAAGACUCUUGGAGACCUGCUGAAUUCACGGACAACCUCUGCUUCAGCGUCCGUACCUAGUAGAGUUCGCUCAGAUAACGAGCUUACGUGCUAUUUACAAGAAGAUCCAAUAGACUCUAACGCAAAUCCACUCUCCUGGUGGCGCGAAAACCAGGGCAGAUUUCCGAUGCUUUCCAAAGUCGCUCGCAAGUACAUGUGUAUUUGUGCGACCAGCACACCAUCAGAAAGAGUUUUCAGUGCCGCCGGAAACAUUGUUACGCCUAUACGUUCGUCCCUGACACCACAUAAGGUUAAUACGUUAGUUUUUCUAGCACGAAACAAGGACAUGUUAAGCCAGGUUUAAAUCACAUUCCUUAACGCUCAAGUGAGCUUUUUUAUUUAUUAUUUCAUUUAUUUUUCCUGUACUGUAUUUUCAUUUACACUGUUCAUCAUCACUCAUGUGAUACUUGAGUUCUUUCGUUUUUCAGAUUGAAGGCAUGUUCUUAUUGCUGUGUUCGGCAUUUUGCAUUGGACAAAAAACAUUUUAUAACCCCUUUCUCUGUCAUUUAAAAAGUUAAUUCUCACGUGACAUAAUAGCCUAUUUAUUUCCAUUUUAUAUUUUUUUGCUGUAUUUUGACUUAAACAGAUUUUUUAUGUGAGAUAGGCUAAUUUAGUUUUUCAGAUUCAAGGCAUGGUCCAUUGUGUUCUGCAUUUAACAAUAAACAAAACAUUUUAAGGCCAGUCUCUCUGUCAUUUAAAAACAAAAAAAUAUAUACUACAUAAUAACAACUACUCAAUAAAUCUUUAAAUGCACCAAAAUUAUAUGUCAGGUAAUUUGCAAACAAAAAAGGUAGGUGGGGCGGUACAACCGCCAACCGCGCUAUUGACCCAGCCAUAAUUACCGCAAGGGAAAUUUCCCAACCGCGACAGCCCUAACCAGCAUCAUUUCAAACAUCAGCUUAACCAGAGCGAACGAGACGAGUGGGUGAAAUCAUUGAUGAGCGCACAUAAAGACAGAAACACGUGCAUUAAACAUGAGAACUGUUGCGGAGACUCUGUAAGAACAUAAACAACAAAUAACCAGGGCGAAUAAAACGAGUGGAUGAAAUUAUUGAUCAGUGCACAUACAUAGAGCGCGAUGGUAAACAUGGGAAGCGUAAACGAGCGUUCACCAAGCGCCAUAUGUGUUACUGAGACUCUGCACUGGCCAUCUUUUCUAACAUUAACACUUUUUAACUGCCCCAAACGAGUCAAGUCUGUGAGA